AUUCGGGAUCUUCCCGGCUCUUUUUGAUCUUGAAUUUCAAAUGCGGGAUAUGAUAUAUUUAUUUACCACCCUCUAGAAAAGUGUUUGCAAUUGGGCCGGGCCGGCCUGGACCGGUCCGGUUCUCGCCGAGCGGUCGAACCGCCGAGAUCGGCCCGGACGGACCAUUAAUGCCAUGGAUUUCGAGAUUUCGAGAACUCCGCAGGCGAACCUCAUCGGAGGAGAAGAAGGCGGCGGCGGAUUCCGAUCGGCUGCGGCGGAACCCUAGAGGAAAUGGUGGCGAUUUCUCUGUACAGAGGGAACCUCCACCGCGUGCCCGACGUCCCUCGCCGAUGGCUCAUGCCCGACCGCGGCAUCUCCCCCAAGGACUUCAAAUCCCUCCUCCACCGCCGCUCCCGAGCCCUCUCUCGCGCCGCCCCCUCCGCCGCGCCGGAGACGACGGCUCCCGACCUCGGUCCCGGCCCCGGCGGCCUCCUCGACGGCGGCCGGCCUCCGGUCGAGGCUGAGGUGGAGAGAGGAGGAGGAGGCGCCGAGUCUUGCGGCGAGGGGACUUCGAAGGGCGUCGUCGCCGCGGAGGUGAAGGAAGAGGCUGAUGAUCAUAGAGAGGCGAUCGACGGUGCGAAUCGCUCGCCGGAAGCGAAGCCUGAUUGGGUGGGCAAGUCCGCCGAGGGCGAUGGAGGUGGUCAGGUCUCGGCUGCCGAGAAGGCGGAGGAGCCGGUCAACAAUGCGGCCCAGGAUGCUGAUAAAGUCGAUGCGCCGACGACCGACAGAGAGAAAAGGAAGAAGGUUGUUGAGGAGAAGUUGCAAACUUUGAAUGCCAAGAAACAUAGCUUAGUGCUAGUUCUGAAGCAGAUCUUGAAUGCAGAAGAGGAAUUGAAGAGGAGGGGCACGCAAGGAAUGGUUGCUCGGCCAUCUGGUCCGCUUCAUGUGGAUGUUAUGAAUGACUCUGGCUCGAUGACCAGACUUAAUACUCCUAGAAUGGGCUGCGAGGCCCAUUUUGGCGGUGAUAUGGAAGGGGGAGAAGCAGAUGAUGCCUCGAACCAUAUCAUGCCUUCUCGGCCGAUGCUUCGUAUGAGCAGCGUGUCACCAUCUCCAGAGUCCCCUCUUAGGAGGCCUGCCUUGUCGCAGCACAUUCCGGUUCUGUAUCCCUCACGAUCAAGCUUAGCUGUUGGUGGUAGUCCAUCCCGCUUUGCUCCUCCAGCUCCCCAAGCUCAUUUAGCGAAUCUUCCUGCAGUUUCUGUCUCAGGAACAAAUUAUUUCGCAUCCUCACCAUCUCCAGCAGCAUCUGGUGGCACUUCGGCUUUCAAGGAUGCUCGACUACCUAGUCCGUGGAAUUAGAAAUUACAAGCUUUGCUAGAUGCAUUGGGCUCUAUUUACUGUUCUUUCCAUUCAUUGUGUAAAUUUGUAAUUGGCUAUAUCCACCCAAGGACCUGGAGCUGAUUGCAUAAUGUAGUUUAGGGAAUUCCUCCAAAUUAGUGGGGUAUUGAUAGUCUGUAGUUUUCUGGAUUUGCAUGCUUGAUUGGACGUUACUGUUCUGAUUGAGCAAGUGUUGUAAGAUGAGCAGAUGCAGGGAAAUGUGAAAAGAGCUUUACUUCUAGUCACUUAAUUUGCGGCAUGGAAUCCACGUUUCUGAUCGUAUUUGUGAACUGACACUACUUGCUUGGUUGUCAGGUAACUUACUUUGGCGCUGUCAAGAGGUGACUGCUGUGGUGUUUAGUUGUUUCCAAGGGCUUCCAGUUUAUCUAAUCUGCAUAUUUCUUCUGACUUGGAUAGGGAGACAUUUCUUAUCUAUUAGGGGAUCUGAGGAUUCAAUACAUUUCUUGUUUAUCAUGAGUAUUUUAUCACAUUCUUUUGUAAAAGCUUUUCAGUCGGGAAUUGGAGAAGCCUUUUGGAUGAAGGGUUCCGAGUCCAUGCUUCAAGAUCAUCUGCUCGUGAUCGUGCUUGCAGAUGAGGUCCGAGGGUGGAAAACUUGUACCCUGCUGCAUGAACUGAUAAUUUUUGGAGCAGCUCGAGUGACUUGAUCAAUGGCUGCUGUGUAACUGCUUAUCGAGAGGUGGCGAGUUAAGCCGGAUUUGUUCUCUCUCUUUGCUUUCCAGCGCUUUGUUGUUUAUUGGUUCUACAAGCAUAAGUGUGGAUAAAUUUGAUCGAUAUCCUAAGUUCAGCUUUUUUGGA
Molecule: messenger RNA, 2169 nt
Organism: Eucalyptus grandis
Lineage: Eukaryota; Viridiplantae; Streptophyta; Magnoliopsida; Myrtales; Myrtaceae
Exons: 4
Coding region: 271-1335 (354 amino acids)
Cellular component (GO): chloroplast
Source: RefSeq, a predicted model, not a curated record